Messenger RNA from Bacidia gigantensis, 1056 nucleotides. RefSeq lists its product as uncharacterized. NCBI's taxonomy places the organism in Eukaryota, Fungi, Ascomycota, Lecanoromycetes, Lecanorales, Ramalinaceae. Gene Ontology annotation, biological process: transcription by RNA polymerase II; transcription initiation at RNA polymerase II promoter. Gene Ontology annotation, cellular component: transcription factor TFIIA complex. Bases 1 to 1056 code for a protein of 351 amino acids. The transcript is spliced from 2 exons. The record is from RefSeq and is a predicted model, not a curated record.
AUGGAAGAUGUGAUCGAUAAUUGCCAGACCACAUUUGAAGAGGACGGGGUUGGCCAGCAAACGCUGGAGGAUCUGAGAUUGACCUGGCAGACAAAACUAUCAGCGCUAAAAGUUGGCUCUUUUCCAUGGGAGCCACCUCCAGCGCCACAACCAAUGCCAAACCCAACACUUCCCUCCAAUGUACCUCGCCCUCAAGUAUCCUCGAGCGCAAUACCGGGAACCUCCUCGCCAGGCUCUGGUGUUCCCCCAGGACCACGUAUCAAGACGGAGCCAGGGGAGGCACCUACCAUCCCAAACUUGCCGCCCAAUUACGGCAACAACGACGCGCGGGAACGUGCCGUAGCUCAACUUCAACAGAGAUUCGGCGCCGAUGCAACUUCUCAAAUUAGUCAGAUCCAGUCGCAAAUGAUCCCCAAUGGUCAAGCUCGAGUACUUCCGCCGACCAACUCCUCUAGACCCAACAUGACUCCUGAGCAACAAAGGGAGCGACAGGCCCUGUACCAGCGUCAACAACACGCAGCGGCAUUGCAGCAAAUCCAACAGCAGAAAAGUCGCCAACAAGCUGUAAACCCUCCGCAAACCAAUGGAUCCGGGCAAUGGGACGGUUAUGUUGCUGAGCGCCGCGCCAGAGCAAUGGAGGAUAACAAAGAAGCAGAUACGACAAUUCGGCAAAAGGUCGAGCAAAUGAGCCGUGACAGAGAGGGCGGUGGUCUUAUCCUGCCCCUUUCAGAGCAGUCAAGCCUUCCUCAAAAUAAGCGGAGAAAGAUAGACUCCGACCAGUCGGCUGGGAUGUCUCAAGUGGAUGGGGCGAAUGACGAUGACGAUGAGGAUAGUAAAUCCAAUAUCAAAGACGAGAAGGACGAGCUAUUCGAUGAUGACGAAGACGCUAUCAAUUCGGAACUGGAUGAUUCGGACGAUAAUGAGAUUGAAGGGGAGCCAGAUGAUGGCAAGCCUACGCAGGUGAUGCUGUGCACCUACGACAAGGUGCAGCGUGUUAAGAACAAGUGGAAGUGUACGCUUAGGGAUGGCGUUUUGAAUUCCGGAGGGAAGGAGUAA